CGUGAUCUCCAAAACUCCGAUCGAUCGGCUCGCGGCGCCGCUCAUGGAAACCCUACGGCCGGUUGCGACGGCGACGGCGACGCUGCCUUCCGGCGUUCCGCCGCCGGCGGCGGCGGCGGCGGCCAGAGGCUACCCAGGGUGGGUGAUGCUCAUGCCCUACGCCACGGCCGAACGCGAGGUCGACGACUCGGAGUACUCCACCUCCAACUCCGGUGGAGCCAAGAUCACCGGGGCGGCCUCCCGCUCCUCGUCCGGCCAUCUCGUCCGCGUCUCCCUCCGCCUCGAGUCGCCACCGGCGGCGUCGGGGCUAAGCUUCCACUGCUCACCGUGCGGCGGCUCCGGAUACGGAGCUCAUCAUUACCGGCCCUCGAUGUACGUCGUCGCUGCCCACGGCGACUCCGUGCUCCUCGAGAUGCAUUACCAGAAGGAAGGGUACCAACAAUACGGGAUCGAUUACUUCUUCUACAAUGCCGGCGACGGCGACGAGGACCCACCACGGCGGCCGCCGUCGUUGUCGCUCUCCCGACUUAUCAGGGUACCAAUACCAAGCCGCCCCGGCUGCGUGGAGGUAGCACCGGCCUCCUCGUGCGCCGCUGCGGCGACGACGACGACGACGAGCUCGUGGUGGCGGCGCUCCUCACCGAGGAGUACCGCAGGCGCGACACGCUGGAGGGCGCCGAGCUCGUCGUGCUCCGCUCCGGCGAGUGGAGCGCCACGCCGAUCGCGCCGAUCGUCCACGACGACGGCAAGGGCGAGGAGCUCUCCUACUGGGAGACCGACAUGGCCGUCCCCGUCGGCGACCGGCUGCUGUGCUACGUCGACCUGUACCGCGGCGUCAUCCUCUGCGGCGACGACCUGUUCGACGAAAUUCCCCCGCGGCUGCAGUACGUGUCGCUCCCCGUGGAGGCCCCCGCCGGCGCGUUCGACGAGGAGCACUUCGACCGCCAGGGCGACAACUAUCGGCGUUGUCUGCUCAACAGCUCAAAUUCGUCGACAUCUCCUCCCGCUGCUGCUGCGGCAGCCUGGGCAAGCACACCACCUGCGACCGUUCGAGCCGCGCCUUCGUCAUCAGAACCUGGACACUGAGGAUCGACGGCGACGGCGACGACGACAUGGCGUGGACCAUGGACGCCAUGAUCGACGCCGCCGAGCUUGGUCCCUCGACGCCUACUCCGCCCUCCCACGGAGCUUUCCACUACACCCCAUAGUGAGCAUGGAUGAUCCAAA
Messenger RNA from Oryza sativa Japonica Group (Japanese rice), 1227 nucleotides. NCBI's taxonomy places the organism in Eukaryota, Viridiplantae, Streptophyta, Magnoliopsida, Poales, Poaceae. The record is from RefSeq and is a predicted model, not a curated record.